Molecule: messenger RNA, 815 nt
Organism: Aphanomyces invadans
Lineage: Eukaryota; Oomycota; Saprolegniomycetes; Saprolegniales; Verrucalvaceae
Exons: 1
Coding region: 59-796 (245 amino acids)
Source: RefSeq, a predicted model, not a curated record
UUCGAUUUCGAAGUCCGAGACACGCCGCGUGCUUGGUCAAUCAGUUCGUCCAUUGAUCAUGCUGCAUCUUGCCCGCCGGUCUAUCCCAACGUCCUUGCGACGCAGCUCCGCACGCUCAUCGAGCUCGACGUCGUCCUCCCAAGCGUAUCCAUCGGCCCCAAGUCCAUGGAGCGACACCGCGUGGUCCGCUGUCCAAAACAGCUUAAAGACGCUGUCGAUGCUCAAGCAAUUCCACAAUUAUGCAUCGCCUUCGUUGAGUCUGCGGCGAAAGUGGAAAGUGUUUGGCGAACUACAUCAAGUCGACGACUACAUUGACCUCGACGAGUUCAUGCUCGGUGCCAAUACCGCAGUACAAGUAGUACUGAAUGCGAUGUACUCGGAAGGGUUUCGUGCAUUUUGCAUGGACGGCACAAUGUCCCCUGACGUGGCGAUCCUGCAGACCGUGUUGGGUAUUCAUUGUUUCAAGAAGUGCGUGUUUCAAACGCAAGAAACAGACAAACGCGGGAUGCUCUACGACUUGCGGCAUCUCGACAUUCACCACUGCGCAUUGCUCGGCGCCAAUGCACAACGCAGACAACGAAGGAAUACCGACAAAAUUGAGUUAGGGGAAGGCCUCGUUCGGCUGGACAUGCAUGUGGCACUCGACCAGACGAUGCGGAUCUCCUCAAGAUGGAAGAGCUUUGUCAUCAAGAUGCCUGUUUCGAUGCUGUGGACAUUUGAAUGCGAUGUACAUGCCCAUGACCUGGAAUGGCGCGUCGUAGCCGUGGAAACCGACCUCGACUUGACCAAAUACUAACAUGUCCAUUCUCUGCCCA